Molecule: messenger RNA, 2522 nt
Organism: Mizuhopecten yessoensis (Yesso scallop)
Lineage: Eukaryota; Metazoa; Mollusca; Bivalvia; Pectinida; Pectinidae
Product: metallophosphoesterase MPPED2-like
Exons: 6
Coding region: 1259-2302 (347 amino acids)
Molecular function (GO): hydrolase activity
Source: RefSeq, a predicted model, not a curated record
GUCUCCCUGUUAAGUGUUUACCAUACAUAAUAUUAUGCGGGGACAAUUUUACAGAGACUGUCUCACGGCACUUGUCAAAAGUAUUUCGCCGUGUUAAACCUCUAAAACUGGUUCAGUUACUGAUUAUCAGAACUAGCACUGAAUAACUAUAAGAUUGCUAUCUGUGGUACUGCUCACGUCAAAUAUACGCGUGGUAUAUAAAACUGUUACAGAAGUUACGUUAGUACCUGCAUGUGCUCUUGUUGUACCUUUUGGUGAGGUGUUAAGACUAAAUCAGAACUACCAAUCAUGUUGAAGGAGACCCCAUCAAAUCAAUAAGUUGUACGUGUGAGUAAGAGUUAUAAGCUGCCAUAACGUUAACGUAUCUUUCAGACGACGUCGUCAGAGGAGGCCGGUAUAGUAACAGAUUGUUUAUAUAUAUUGUGCCGUCAGAGGAGGCCGGUAAUAAUAGAUUGUUUAUAUAUAUUGUGUCGUCAGAGGAGGCCGGUAUUAAUAGAUUGUUUAUAUAUAUUGUGUCGUCAGAGGAGGCCGGUAUUAAUAGAUUGUUUAUAUAUACUGUGUCGUCAGAGGAGGCCAGGUAUUAAUAUUGUGUCGUCAGAGGAGGCCGGUAUUAAUAUUAGUACUAGUAAGAGUUAUGCAAUGAAAAAGUGUCAAAGAAGACUUACUGGCUUCGGCUAGAGAAGUUACCUUUAGCUCAGCGGUAUUAGGUAUCCAACUGAGAGUUGGGUCGGCGAUUCGACACUGGGAAACAUGUAGAAAAUGUAGGAAUAUCUGUUUUAUUUCCAAACCCAUUUUGAAAGAGCUCUUGAUAGUUGCUGUCCGCAAAGGUAUAGAUCUAUAAUGUUCUCCAUUAAACCUAACGAAAUGAUACCAGUGUUUCUGGUAGCCUGAGUUUCCUCUUGCCCUGACACCAGGCUGAGACAUUUUGACAGAUACAUAUGUCUCGCACCAAACCAGACAUAGCGUCUAAGUCUAGUGUCUGGGCCAGAUGAAACUUGGAUUAUGUUUCUGAUAACUGCUUUAAAUAGGAUAGGCACAUACGUAUCUUUUUGAUUUUGAUAUUUUUUCAUAGAAUGGCCUACAUUUAUAUUCAUAAUAAUGACUUUAAUGUUAACAGUACCAGAACUUAUUCAAACUUGCAUGCAAAUAUCUAGGCACACAAAUUUAGGGUAAUAAGGGGAACUGGAUACAUAGAUAUUUUAGGUCUUUAACAAUACUAAUAAAACUGGUCAAGAAGAUAACAAUUACAUAUCAGAGCAUGGCUAAAUUUGCAGCAAAUCAAGCGGCUAUCAUCCAAGUCAAUCCACAGACUGAUCUACCAAUCAAAGCAUGGAAGUCUAUGAAGCAACAACAGAAAGUCAUCAAGAAGCGUCUUGUAGAUGACCCCGACUCUCCCAUACCAGAGGGUCAUCUCCGAUUUGUGUGUCUUUCUGACACACACAGUCGUAUAGAGAAUAAUGUAUUAAAGGUACCGCCAGGUGAUGUUCUCAUACAUGCAGGGGAUUUCACUAUGUUGGGACUGCCCAAAGACAUCGACAAAUUCAAUAAAUAUCUGGGUACAUUACCCCACAAGGUCAAGGUCGUUAUAGCAGGAAACCAUGACUUGACAUUUGAUCAAGAUAUGUUGAAAAAUGAACGAGAAGACAUGACCUUCAGGUUCGGUGUGACAGAAGAAAACUUUGAGGCUUACAUGAUCGAGAAUAAGUUGGCUGAUGUCAAGGAGCUGAUGACCAAUUGUGUUUACCUUGAAGACGCCUCUGUCAACAUUCAUGGAAUCAACGUAUAUGGAUCUCCAUGGCAGCCAGCAUUUGGAGGUUGGGGAUUCAAUUUGCCACGUGGACAAAUGCUUCUGGAUAAGUGGAAUAUGAUUCCUUCAGAUACAGACAUCUUGGUUACCCAUGGCCCUCCUAUUGGUCAUGGAGAUUACUGUUUUGAUGGCCAAAGAGCUGGAUGUGUGGAACUUCUGUCUACCAUACAACAACGAGUCAAGCCCAAAUACCAUGUGUUUGGACAUAUUCAUGAAGGGUAUGGAAUCACCUCUGACGGAUAUACAACCUACAUCAAUGCUUCUACGUGUACAUUACGAUACCAACCUAACAAUCCUGCUGUGAUAUUUGAUUUCCCUCUUCCUGAAGGGUGUACCAAGGACGAGGCCUUAGAUCUGUAUGUCAAACCUGCUGUGAUAUUUGAUAUCCCUCUUCCUGAAGGGCGUACCAAGGAACAGGCCUUAGAUCCAUGUGUCAAACCUGCUGUCAAAACACUGACAAAGGCACAAAGUAACGAAGCAAAUGAUGAUGAUUAGCAAAUGAUGAUUUUGAUGUUGAAUUUACUGAUGAAGUGGCUUAACAUUUAAAGGAGACAUUUCAAUAUAUUUUGUUGACUUUUUACUGGAGGCAGAUUUAUUUAUUCUGUAUACACUAUACAAAUGCUUUACAUUUGUUAAUUAGUUUUGACAUUUCAUUUUUAUACGCCCGUCAAAUUUGACAGGAGUAUUAUGGUAUGGCAUUGUCCGUCCGUCCGUC